AUGGAAUCUCUCGAUACUGUUGCUCAAGCGAGAUGGGAUAUUGAACAAAAUAUUGCCAACCUGGAUGAUCUCUAUAGCGCGUUACUCCAAACGAGACAGGAUAUUGGAGGAAACAUUGGCACCCUGAAGGAACCUCUUCGGCACCUUAGCAACGCCAAGACAACUGGUGACAUACAAAAAUAUCUUCAAGAAUUUUCCAUCGAAUUCCACAAGCUUUUUUUGUUGUUUGAAAAGCUGGCCGGUUUUACAUCUUGCAAGAUGCUAGGCUUCGUCAAGGGGUAG
This is a messenger RNA of Histoplasma mississippiense, 282 nucleotides long. RefSeq lists its product with no specific name. Bases 1 to 282 code for a protein of 93 amino acids. The transcript is spliced from 3 exons. The record is from RefSeq and is a predicted model, not a curated record. Lineage: Eukaryota; Fungi; Ascomycota; Eurotiomycetes; Onygenales; Ajellomycetaceae.